This is a messenger RNA of Thlaspi arvense, 816 nucleotides long. Lineage: Eukaryota; Viridiplantae; Streptophyta; Magnoliopsida; Brassicales; Brassicaceae. The record is from the annotation of a GenBank genome assembly.
AUGCCACCGAAGCUGAUUGGUGGUGGAAGUUAUCGGAGAGAUGCAUGUCUUCGUCGGAAGAGGGCCUGUGAGAAACUUGUGGAGAAAUACGGUGUGUUCGACAUCAAGGGUUCGACGGUCGGACUAGGGGAAAACAUCUGCGAUGAACGGUUUCCUUGUCCUGACUUAGUCUUGCUGUACGCUAGGAUGGGCCUUCAUCGUUACAAUUUGCUGCAGGGUACAAAGUUUCAGCUGAGUCGCGUGGAGAAAUACAUACUCUCAAAGCCACCUGGCGUUGUUAUUGGCUCUUACUACAUAACUCUGGAUGCAAUGGAUCCAGCUAAUGGCUCUUCUUCUCAAAUUUUUCAGACUGAAGUAUCAGAAGAAGCUUGUGGCAGACUUAUUCUGCUGUGCAACCUUGCAAGAAUUCGAGGGGAUAAAAGCAAUGGCAGAGGAGUGACUCGUAUAAAUGGUAGUUUACCUGAGUGGCCGGCAGAGAAUCCUUUUGAAAAAUAUAACCUGGUGGAGGAAUCAGACGAUGACUGGAUUCGUCUAUAUAUGGAACUUGCUGUUGCCACAAAGGAUAGGAGUAGGGAAGCUAAGGAUUAUGGUCCCUCCACGUUGGAGAUUGUGAAGGUCGCGAUGGAUGCGAAUGGUGAGGGACUCAAUGCCCUAAAUGCGACCUUUUACGUAAGGUACAAGGACUUGUACGAGGCUCAGUCUGGUAAGGUUUUGGACCGCUUUGCUAUAGUUAGAAGACGCCUCCAUGAGGAUACGGGAAGCUUCAGUCUCGUUGGCUCUCUAGUUACGCCAAAUCCGGAGGACUUCCAAAUGUAA